CGGUUGUGAUAUUGCAGCAGGAGGGCUGAUAACGAAUGCCCUCAGUAGUAGUCAUGAGCGGAGUGUGAGUGACGAGAUAAAAAAAAAAAAAAAAAAAUUAAACCACUAUUACUAUUAUUAUUGUUAUUAGUCUUUGCUCAAGGAAACCGAAUAUUUAUAUUGCAGUGCAUAAAUAUUAACGCACGUUGUAUUAUUAUAAUUAAUAUUUAUUAUUUUCGUCGCACGUACGGCUGCUGCAGUUGCUACAGUCGACCGUCAACGUUCCGUCGCAUCGAAUGUCAUCCGUCGUGUCCGUACGGUUCGCGUUCGCCAAAUCGUGUGAUCGCUUCUAUUAGGUGUAACGUACACACACGCGCGCGCACACACUCGCAUUUGCCCCGCGGCUGCUAUCGUUUGAGCGAUUUUUUUUAUUCUCUUUUUUUUUUUUUUUUUUUUUAAUUUAUUUUUUUUUUCCCCGUCAGUGUUAUGAGUUCGAUUCGGUGAAGGCUCUUUUUUGCACGUCGAAACGCGUUCCAUUUGCACACGCACACACGCGCGUGCAUUCACUUGCAUAUUCUAGGCCUUUUUCCAUUGUUUAUUUUUGCUCGUUUGUUUUUUUUCCCCUCACUCCCUAACGCGAUUCACGCGCGGACGGCAUUGAAGAGCGAGAAUUACCCUUCAACCUCGUCAGACGCCGCUGCGGCCCAUAACUGACCCGUAAACGCAUCACCGUCAUCAGUCUACAUCCGUGACCAAACCAUCCGCGAUGGCAAAAACCUACGAUUACCUGUUCAAACUUUUACUGAUUGGCGACUCGGGUGUGGGCAAAACUUGUGUGUUGUUCCGUUUCAGUGAAGACGCUUUCAACACAACGUUCAUAUCCACAAUUGGUAUUGACUUCAAGAUACGUACCAUCGAAAUGGACGGCAAGAAGAUAAAAUUACAAAUUUGGGACACUGCUGGCCAAGAACGUUUUAGGACAAUAACAACUGCUUAUUAUCGUGGUGCAAUGGGAAUUAUGUUAGUCUACGAUGUUACAAAUGAAAAGUCUUUUGAUAACAUCAAAAAUUGGAUACGCAACAUUGAAGAAAACGCAUCAGCUGAUGUUGAAAAAAUGCUUUUAGGAAAUAAAUGUGAAUUAAGCUCAGGACGUCAGGUAUCAAAGGAACGCGGUGAACAAUUAGCAGUUGAAUAUGGUAUAAAAUUUAUGGAAACUUCAGCAAAAGCAAGUGUUAAUGUUGAGGAAGCUUUUCACACUUUGGCCAGAGAUAUCAAGACAAAAACUGAAAAGAAAUUGAAGGAAGCAUCUAAUCCUCCAAAAGGUGGUGUACAAUCCAGUGGUCACCAUUUACGAGACAAUAAUGGGCCAAAGAAACUUGGUCAAGGUGGUGGAAGUGCUGCUGCGCUCAAUUGGUUGUCAUCAAGAUGUACAGUGCUCUGACCACAGAUAGCAUGUCGUUGCCCAAUUAAACCACAAGAAAUGUACAUCUUAAAUACCAUUGUCAACAGGAUAGUAAAUUAAAAAAAAUUAUUAUAUUGUCUUUCUUUAAUACUAAUAAUUGUUUUUAAUGGAAACUGAAUCUCCGGUAUUUUGUAUUUCUUGAUGACUUGAAAAUACAAACUUCUUUCAUUUUUUAUA
This is a messenger RNA of Sipha flava (yellow sugarcane aphid), 1618 nucleotides long. It is a transcript of the gene Rab8, whose product is annotated as ras-related protein Rab-8A. Gene Ontology annotation, cellular component: synaptic vesicle; trans-Golgi network transport vesicle; endosome. The record is from RefSeq and is a predicted model, not a curated record. Bases 746 to 1420 code for a protein of 224 amino acids. The transcript is spliced from 4 exons. Gene Ontology annotation, molecular function: GTPase activity; GTP binding. NCBI's taxonomy places the organism in Eukaryota, Metazoa, Arthropoda, Insecta, Hemiptera, Aphididae. Gene Ontology annotation, biological process: protein localization to plasma membrane; cellular response to insulin stimulus; regulation of exocytosis.